AUGGAUCAGCAAUAAACAGAUAUUAAGGAAUUGUUGUCUCUGUAUAAUAAUGCGAUGUAGAUCAAGAAGAGAGCUGAGAAGAAAUUGAUACGAUUCACUAAUUGCCUUUCUGAAUUGGAUCGAAGAAAUUGUGGAGCAGAAAUAAUUGAGCAAAUCAAUGUUGUCAGACAAAAGAUCAAGGAAGAAAGGAAAAAUCAAGCUGAACAGACUGUCAGAAACUCAUAUGUCCAAUUGCAAAACCAGAUGGACCAAAGUAGUUUAAUGCUAAAACAAAAACUUUAAGAAAAGGAACUAUGUAUUUGUUUCAUUUGAUUGAGCAAGAACUUGAAUCUAUGGACCUGGAGCAUAAAUGUGAAUUGUAGAAACAGCAGCAAGUGAUAAAUGAUCUCAAUCUCUAAAUUGAAGAAGUCAAAGAUAGUAAUUCAUAUUCUUUAUUCAAAUAGAUAAUCAGGAUUAAAUUUUUAGUUUGACUCAGAAGAAUCAGUAACUGCUCAAUCUCAUUGAAGACUUAAACAAAUAAAUCGCUGAAUUAAAAUAAAGUAUCCCUUUAAAUGACAUUUUAGUUUUGGAACACUAUCAAAACGAAGAAUUUAAAUCCCAAUAAUUUAAUAACAGUAUUAAAAUAGUAUUAUUAAAGGUUCCAUAAGAGUAUCCCAGAACUCAUAAAUGUUGUAGAACAUCAAGAAAGUAGGAAGCCAAGAAAACAAUCAAACCACUGAAUCCAUGGAUCAAUGCUAAUUUGAAACUUUGGCUUCAGAAGUCAAAUAUCAAGAGACUUGUGAAAAUUUUGACGAAGAGAUCCUUUUGGGAUCCUCAAAUCAAUGUGCUGAGUCUAAAGGUAUUCUCCCCAUAUUCCAUUGUAGAAUUACAAUCCCCAAUCAGAAUUUAGGAUUAAUAAUCUAAUCAAAAUUAAAUUUAUGAAUUAAAUUUUACAAUUGAAGAAUUAAAAGAACAAAUUCAAAGUAUUCUUAAUCAAUAAUUUUAUCUAGAUUUACAAUAAGAGAAAUAAAAACUGAUUGACAGUCUCUAAGAAAAUGAACUUAAAUUUGAAACCUUUAAAUAGAAAAUUUAAAUAAAUGAGAACAAUUUACAGAAUCAAAUAAAUGAUCUGAUCCAAUAAAAUUAAGGUACAAAUAAUCUAAGUUCAUAUAGAACUGUUGGCUAAAGAGUAACUUCUUCAGGCCCAGAUAGAGGAUUAGAAGAAUGAAAUUAAAAAUAUAGCAAAACUUACUGAAGAUCUAUAACAGUCUCAAUAACUAUUGAAUUAAAAAGAUGUAAUCAUAUCAACACUGAAUGGAGAACAAGAAUAGUUUAAAUCUUAGAUAUAAUAAUUUGAAUAAUAAGUUGAAUUGAUUCCCAAAUUAAAGGAAGAUGUUGAUCAUCAUAAGAACGUAAUAAACGAGAAAGAUGGAGAAAUUCAAUAAUUAAAAUAACAUCUUGAAAGUGAAUAGAAUCUAAUUGUGGAAAAGUAAAAAACAAAUGAAAUCUUAAAUGAAAAGAUCAUUGAAACUCAGAAUACUUUAGAUAAAUAAAUUUAAUCGAACUCAUUAUUGUAGAAUGAUAAUCAAAGUACUUAUUUCCAUAAUUAAUAAAAUAGGUUUAAUUUAAGAAAAGUAAUUGCUUACCGAUUAAAUAGAUUAACUUAAUAAAGACAAAGAAUGUAACCAUAUUAUAAAUAUACUAGAAUAAAAAUCAGAAUUGACAAGUAAAAUAUAGGAGCUUGAAACUGAAAUUCAAAACUUAUCUGCAAAAAGAUAGGAGUAGGAUUAACAUCUUAAUGAAUAAAAUCUCCUUCUUUAAAAGUUAAAUUAAAAUGAGUCCAGUUUAACAUAACAAGUUCAAGACUUGAACUCAUAGUUGAAGGAAUUUGAAAUCAAAUACAAAGUAUUAGAAUAGGAAAAUACUAAAUAAUAAUAAGAGAUUGGAGUCUUAAAUGAGUAAAAGCAAUAAUUUGAAUCUCAAAUUGUAGAGUUGAACACGCAAUAUUAGUAAAUCUAAUAGGAUUUCAAGGAUUAUUAGAUUAAUAAGGAAGGAGUAGAGUCUGCUUUAAAUAAGGAACUUGAAUGUAAGAAUUAUUAUUAUUAAUAAUAUUAGAAACUAAAAUUUAAAAUCAAUAACUCUUAGAGGAGGUAGAUUAACUUAAAUAAAAAAUGGAGGAAUUGACUACAAUUAACAGUAGUAAGGAUUUACAAAGAGAUGAAUAGAUAAAAUUUUAAAAGUAAUUGGAAAAUCAAUAUAAAAGUAAUAGUAAAUAUAUUAUCUUAGUUCUUGAGGAUAAACUUAAGAAUGCAAAACUAUAAUCCUAAGAAGAAUGCGAUAAAAUUGCAGAGGGUUACAAGGAGGAACUCAAAUUAAUGUAGGAAUAAUUAAUGAGAAGUUCAGAAAACAUCAAGUAAUUUUCACCAGUUAGAGAACUAUCAUAAGAUGAUAAAUAUAAAGAGUAGAUCAAUAGACUCAAUGAUGAACUUAGAUUAAGCAAACUAUAAAUUGCCCAAUUCUCAACGGUUAAUAAUUAGUUAAAGUAAUAAUAAAAGGAUUUGGUAUUGAAGCUGUAAAGUAUGUUGAAACUGACUCCAGCAGCUGAUUAGGAUCUUAAUGAUUUGAUUUUGAUAAUUGAAAGCAAUCUGUCAAGUUGUCAAAGUAGUCCUGCCAGACAAUCCUCAAAGAAAACCAGCAUGAUUGAUACGACCAAGAUGCUUAUGAACAAAUCCAGAAUGUCAAUGGGUUCUAAUAGAGGAUCUGUGUUAGUGUCUUAGAAUCAGAUAUCAGACAAUGGAUACAGAAACAGUGCAAACCUCUAAGAUAAUGGGUUUAGAAGUAGUAUAAACGUGUAGAAGGUUCCAUCGAGCAGUCAAAGUAACACAGACUUGUAAAAGAUUCUGGACGAUGUUUCAGAUUAGGAUAUUGUUUAGUAAUGA
Messenger RNA from Paramecium octaurelia, 2918 nucleotides. Lineage: Eukaryota; Ciliophora; Oligohymenophorea; Peniculida; Parameciidae. The record is from the annotation of a GenBank genome assembly.